Messenger RNA from Scomber scombrus (Atlantic mackerel), 1180 nucleotides. RefSeq names its product colony stimulating factor 3 (granulocyte) a (gene csf3a). The transcript is spliced from 6 exons. Lineage: Eukaryota; Metazoa; Chordata; Actinopteri; Scombriformes; Scombridae. The record is from RefSeq and is a predicted model, not a curated record. Gene Ontology annotation, biological process: immune response. The coding region runs from base 26 to 1180 and encodes 384 amino acids. Gene Ontology annotation, cellular component: extracellular region. Gene Ontology annotation, molecular function: cytokine activity.
CGGUGACGGAGCGCGCUCCCCGUCAAUGGAAACUCCCGCACGAGCGCAUAAAAAGUCCAAAACGGCUUCAAAUGGAAGCGAACAGAGAAGUGCACGAGCUCACCGGCGGACUAACACCGACACCGAGACACCGACACCGACACCGACAGACAUGAACACCGUCACAGCCGCCGCUCUGCUCGGCUUGUUCUUUGCCGUUUUCGUCCAAUCGGCUCCCGUCCCUGCCGAGCCUCCGGCGGCGUUCAGAGAGGCGGCCGAGCGAGCCAAGACGCUGGUGGAGAAAAUCCUGAAAGACAUCCCGACUGCGCACGCAGCCGCCGUCACCACUGAGGGCCUGACGCUGGACGCCGGCGCCCAGACCAACCUGCAGAUGAUGGUGAAGACGCUCGGCAUCCCCGACACACCGGUCAUCAAACAGCUGUCCCAAAGCUUCACACUGGACGUGUAUGUGAGUCGUAUGUCGGCGGGCAGCAGGUUGUACCAGGGGCUGCUGGGAGUUCUGUCGGAUCGUGUGAUUGGACUGAGCGACCUGCGAUCCGACCUGCGUGACCUCCUGACCCAGAUCACCAAGAUGAGGGAGGCGGCUCAGCUCGGCGCCGACACCGACCAGAACCCGAGUCUGGACCUCGCCUCUCGUCUCCACGGUAACUACGAGGUCCAGGUGGCGGCCCACCUGACGCUAUCGAGGCUUCGCUCCUUCUGCCACGACCUGAUCCGCAGCCUGAGAGCCGCCGCCACCUACAGGCCUGCAGGGGAAGUGGACACUGUGCUGCGUUCAGGGACAACGUGCUGUGUUCAGGGACAACGUGCUGCAUUCAGGGACAACGUGCUGCGUUCAGGGACAACGUGCUGUGUUCAGGGACAACGUGCUGCAUUCAGGGACAACGUGCUGCGUUCAGGGGCAACGUGCUGCGUUCAGGGACAACGUGCUGUGUUCAGGGACAACGUGCUGCGUUCAGGGACAACGUGCUGUGUUCAGGGACAACGUGCUGCAUUCAGGGACAACGUGCUGUGUUCAGGGACAACGUGCUGUGUUCAGGGACAACGUGCUGCAUUCAGGGACGCCGUGCUGCGUUCAGGGACGCCAUGCUGCAUUCAGGGACAACGUGCUGCAUUCAGGGACAUGCAGGACAACUCGGCAGCAAGCAGAGCGUCUGUCUACAGAGACAAUGUGCACUGA